GCUCGCUCUUUCCGCUUCCCUGGCCGGCGGGCGACGGUCUGGAGCGGCGCCGUCCGCUCUGAGGGUUCGCAGCCAACCGCUGCUUCGGAGGCCUCGCCGCUGCCAUCACAUUCCGCAGCCGAGAGACCAUGGUGGGCCGGAACAGCGCCAUCGCCGCCGGCGUAUGCGGGGCCCUUUUCAUCGGGUAUUGCAUUUACUUCGACCGCAAGAGACGGAGUGACCCCAACUUCAAGAACAGGCUGCGAGAACGAAGAAAGAAACAAAAGCUUGCCAAAGAGAGAGCUGGGCUUUCUAAGUUACCUGACCUUAAAGAUGCAGAAGCUGUUCAGAAGUUCUUCCUUGAAGAAAUACAGCUUGGAGAAGAGUUACUAGCUCAAGGUGAAUAUGAGAAGGGUGUGGACCAUCUGACAAAUGCAAUUGCUGUAUGUGGGCAGCCACAGCAGUUGCUACAAGUAUUACAGCAAACUCUUCCACCGCCAGUGUUCCAGAUGCUGCUCACUAAACUCCCAACAAUUAGUCAGAGAAUUGUAAGUGCUCAGAGCUUGGCUGAAGAUGAUGUGGAAUGAAGAAAUUCAACAUAAUAAAAUCUCACUUCAAAAUAUUUUUAAAAUUCUUAACUUGGAAGCUGAGCAGCUCUGGGGGAAAAAGGGCAAAUAAGCUUGUUGUGGACUGUCCUACACUGAAAUCUACCAAAGUUCAUGUUUGCUUUGCGUAGAUCCAUUUGUCUGUUUUAUUUAUUUUCCCAGUGAAAAGUGUAUUUUGUAGAGAGCUUUUCAUUUUAUAAAUACACUAUGAGUUACCAAAAUAUCAUGGAUUUUGUUUAUUUCUAAAAUAUGCAAUUAAUGUGUACAUAUAUAACAUACUUACAUUAAAAAUACCCAAUACUCCAUUUCUAAGAUAGGUGAAAGAGGGUGGAAGAAAGCUGAAGAAUGUACUUUUUUUUAUAAACUAGCACAUUGUGACAUAAAUUAGAAAACUGAAUGGAAACUUGAUUGUAUAGUGAAGGCUGAGCAUUAAAGUUCUUCAGGAGAUAUUUCCAUCUAAUCUCUUAGCCAUGUGCGUUGUGCUGCUGUGCUGUGCUAGCAGCUUUACCCUGUCCCCUGGGGUUAGUCUAGAGAUGUUGUGUUUAAAUCGGUGGCCUUCAUGUGUUCUGGGUAUUUUUCUCCAUGUGUUUUAAAUAUGUGGAGUUGCAAAUCACACUAGGAAUUAGAUCUGUAUAUGCCACUAAUGUAGCUGUGUGAGCUUUUCCAGUUCAUGUCUGCUCAUUUUGCUCAUUUAUGAAGUGAGGAAAUCAGCCUCCUGAUCUCUGAGGUGUCCCUUUCUGCUCCUGGUUCCGUUGGUUCUGUUGGACAGCUGCAAAUCUAUCUUCACCUGAGAAGUGUAUUUGGGCAACCUGGCUUUGUAUUUGUUUAUAUUCUGAAUUUUGCAUGCUUGCUUGAUUUAGUAUUUCUGAAUUGAUGUUUUUAAAAAUGUUGUAAAUAUCUUGUUGCUUUUCACUGAAAUUAAAUGGGAUCUGUCAGUGCUCUAUAAAGUAAGCUGAAACUUAA
Messenger RNA from Lepus europaeus (European hare), 1547 nucleotides. It is a transcript of the gene TOMM20, whose product is annotated as translocase of outer mitochondrial membrane 20. The transcript is spliced from 5 exons. Gene Ontology annotation, biological process: protein targeting; protein import into mitochondrial matrix; tRNA import into mitochondrion. NCBI's taxonomy places the organism in Eukaryota, Metazoa, Chordata, Mammalia, Lagomorpha, Leporidae. The coding region runs from base 129 to 566 and encodes 145 amino acids. Gene Ontology annotation, molecular function: transmembrane protein transporter activity. The record is from RefSeq and is a predicted model, not a curated record. Gene Ontology annotation, cellular component: mitochondrial outer membrane translocase complex; mitochondrial outer membrane.